AUGUUAAAGGCAAGUGUCGAUCUCCAAUCUAGCUAUCCUUCUGGCCUAUCUAACACAAAGCGAGUAGCUCUCGAAGAGGCUGGCGGGGAUCCGUCCGGCUGGCCCACUCCGAAAUGGAGCCCACAGCUAUCUUUAGAGAACAUGAAAGAGAAUGGAAUACAAAAAGCGAUUCUUUCUUUGACUGCCCCCGGAGCAACAAUUGCCGCAAUCGACCAGGAAGCACGGCACCUGGCCCGCAAGACCAAUGAAUAUGCUGCGAGCCUUCGUGACACACAUCCUGACAAGUUUGGAUUUUUCGCAACGUUGCCCUCCCUAAUGGACAUAGAGGGCACAUUGGCUGAGAUUCAGUAUGCGAUGGAUAUUUUGAACGCCGAUGGUGUCACACUGUUCACGAGAUAUGGCGAUGGCAAUAACUAUCUAGGCCAUUCAAUGUUUACGCCCAUCUGGACGGAGCUUGAUAAGCGCAACGCAGUGACUUUCAUCCAUCCUACCCAUCCGGUCGACCUUACGAGGGUUAAUCCACUCCUUCCACAGCCAUCCAUAGACUAUCCGCAGGAAACGACCAGGGCAGCCGUCGAUAUGAUCAUCACGAACGUGACUCAGCGAUUCCCAAAUUGUGUCAAAAUCCUCUCCCACGCCGGCGGAACACUUCCAUUUCUGGUUUCUCGGCUUUCUGUCACAUCGCGUGAAACCGAGCAUACUAAAAAGACAUACGGGAAGACAUAUGCUGAUAUCAUGGAAGACGUCCGAUCUUUCUAUUACGACUUUGCCUUGUCGAGCUCUCCCGCUGUGAUGAAGCUUGUGUUAGAACUCGUUCCACAUAAUCAUAUAACUUAUGGCUCGGACUUUCCAUACGCUGAUUCGGACAAAAUAGCCGGAUUUAGGGAAAACCUGGACGGCUUCCCAAUGAGCAAGAGGCUGCGCGACAUGAUAUACUUCAAGAACGCUCUGGGAUUCAUGUAA
Molecule: messenger RNA, 963 nt
Organism: Penicillium samsonianum
Lineage: Eukaryota; Fungi; Ascomycota; Eurotiomycetes; Eurotiales; Aspergillaceae
Product: amidohydrolase family protein
Exons: 2
Coding region: 1-963 (320 amino acids)
Biological process (GO): secondary metabolic process
Cellular component (GO): cytosol; cytoplasm
Molecular function (GO): carboxy-lyase activity; hydrolase activity
Source: RefSeq, a predicted model, not a curated record